Aegilops tauschii subsp. strangulata is the source of this 803-nucleotide messenger RNA. Its product is annotated as transcription factor bHLH168-like. Gene Ontology annotation, cellular component: RNA polymerase II transcription regulator complex. Gene Ontology annotation, biological process: regulation of transcription by RNA polymerase II. The record is from RefSeq and is a predicted model, not a curated record. Gene Ontology annotation, molecular function: protein dimerization activity; RNA polymerase II transcription regulatory region sequence-specific DNA binding; DNA-binding transcription factor activity, RNA polymerase II-specific. NCBI's taxonomy places the organism in Eukaryota, Viridiplantae, Streptophyta, Magnoliopsida, Poales, Poaceae.
AUGCACUUGUUCUUCUUUCUCCAUUCUCAUCCUGCCUAGCGAGAGCUGCCGCCAUGAACCUAGUAGCCGCUUGCACCUCGAUGGAGGUGAAGGCGAAGCCGGCAAGGGGUGGGAAGAGGACCAGGGCAAGCGUCGGCACGGCCGGCGCGCCGACGGCAAAGGUACUGAUGGAGAAGAAGGACUCGGAGAAGGAGAGGCGGCAGCGCAUGAAGGGGCUCUGCGAGAAGCUCGCGUCCCUCAUCCCCAAUGAAGACAACCCCCACGCUGAUACAAUGACGCAGCUAGGAAGCCUGGAUGUGGCGGCAACAUACAUCAAGAAGCUCAAAGAGAGGGUCGAUGAGCUACAACGUAAGAGGACCUCAACACCCACUACAACCACUACCACAAGCAGCGGAGCAAGGUCACCAGAAGGAGAAAAAUAUUUGGAGGCAUCACCACCGGUAGUGGAGGUGCGACAACCUGAUGAUUCAAGCAUGGAGGUGAGGCUGAUAUGCAGCACGGAGAGACCGAUCAAGCUCCAUGAGGUGAUUACCAUCCAUGAAGAAGAAGGGGCCGACAUUGUCAAUGCCAAUCACUCCGUUGCUGGCCACAAAAUAUUUUACACUAUACACUCCCGGGCCUUCAGCACUAGAAUUGGCAUAGAUGUUUCAAGAAUUUCUGAACGACUAAGAGCACUGGUAUGAUAGUAAAUCAAUUUGUGUACACACAAAAACACACACUAAAUUGUGUAAAAUAAACAUCCCAUGGAUGGUACAUGAUGUAUAUUUAUUAGUUGACUAUGACAGGGGACAGAAACGCCUUAA